AUGCCGGCUAGAGCUACUGCAUUCCAGCAAAGGUCGUCGGAUAGCGGAGAAGGAUUGACAAAGCCAUUGACGGACAUACUAGCUAGAGUAAAGGACCUAGAAGAGAAAGUUGCAAAACAAGAUCGUUCAUCAUCCAUGCUCAAGGAAAUUCUGGCCAAGGUCCAGAAGCUCGAAGAGAAACAGUCAAACUCGAAAGGACCUCUGGCGAGGGGCGACCAGAAGGUCCACCAGCCGAGAUAGUAAGCCCCAAUAUCAUCAACCUUUUAGGCGACAUUAACGUAAGUAUGGCCUAUGUAGAUAAUGUACCGUGUCUUUCUUUAGUUGAUACCGGGUCGCAAGUGUCAACUGUCAGUGAAAUGUUUCUGUCAGAAUACUUAGGUAACUGCGAACUGAAACCGUUGAGUCAUGUUGAUCUGCAGAUCCAGGGCGCGGGGGGUCAGGAUGUACCUUUUUUAGGCUACAUCGAAGCAGAAAUCUCCUUUCCAGAGCAGACAAGUGGCGUAGAGUGUUCUCUGAUGGCAACAAUUUUGGUAGUACCGGAUACAGGUUUCAAUAAGCAAGUCCRGCUGGUGAUAGGCACGAACGUCAUCCGACGUUGCAGUGAGAUAUGUACCAAGUCGUAUGGUAAAACAUUCCUGCAGGUGGUCAAACCGGACUUGGCGUGGAGGAUGGGAUAUCAGUUCCUCAUUCAGCAAAGAAAGCAGGUCAGUAAAUUGCUAAGCAACCGUAGGGUAAAAACAAGUGUAAAYGAGCAUUGCAUAGUCCACCCUAAUGAAACCUCGGUGAUCUGGGCAACAAUAAAAACAGGUAACAAAGGUAUAACAGUACCAGCCCUAGUAGAGAGYGAGAAUUCUGAUUUCCCCGAGUCCUUGCAGAUCAUACCUGCGUUGGUAAGUAUUGAAAUGACUGGUGACGAAAUUCCCGUUCCUGUUAGGGUACACAACUCUUCAAAGGAUGACAUUGAGAUCGUUCCAGGGACGGUAGUCUGCGCGCUUCAAGUGGUCYAAGUCUGUGACACUCUGGAAAAUGAAAAAGUAGAUUACACUGAAGAGUCUCAAGAACAAUGUYUUUAUAUGGAUUUCGGAACCUCUUCUUUGGAUCCAGARCAGAAGGUAAGGGCUGAGCAGUUUCUUCAUAAAUGGAAUGAAAGAGUGUUUUCUCAGGGGCCAAACGAUUUAGGCCGUUGCACAGCUGUCAAGCAUGAGAUUCCUCUCUCGGAUAACACGCCAUUUAAGCAGAGACACAGACGCAUACCUCCCUCGCAGUAUGAAGAGGUAUGGGAGCAUCUCAACGACAUGCUAGAGUCUGGGGUCAUAAGAGAGUCUCAUAGCCCUUUCUCCUCGCCAGUAGUUCUCGUAAGGAAGAGAGACGGCAGUUUAAGAUUUUGCAUCGACUUCCGCAAGCUGAAUGCGCGCACGGUGAAAGACGCGUAUGCAUUACCACGAAUCGACGAGGCACUAGAAGCGAUGGCGGGUUCUUGUUGGUUUACUACUUUAGACCUSAAAAGCGGUUACUGGCAGUUAGAGAUAACAGAGGAAGAUAAGAAAAAGACAGCCUUCACCGUAGGUCCAUUGGGGUUCUAUGAAUGCAACCGUAUGGCCUUUGGUUUGACCAACGCUCCAGCGACAUUUCAGAGGCUGAUGGAACACUGCAUGGGUGAACUGAACUUUAGUAAAUGCAUCGUAUACAUUGACGAUAUCAUUGUGUAUUCAACGACCUUUGAGGAGCACUUGGAACGCCUAGAAGACGUUUUUACAAGACUGGAGGAAUACGGUUUGAAGCUAAAACUAUCUAAAUGCUCGUUCUUCCAAGACAAGGUAAGGUACUUGGGUCAUAUAAUCUCUUCUCAGGGAAUUGAAACGGAUCCAGACAAAGUGUCAGCCAUCAAAACCUGGCCGGUCCCCACUAACAUAGACGAGCUUCGUACGUUUCUUGGAUUUUCGGGGUACUACCGGAAGUUUGUAAACAACUACGCUAAGCUGGUAAAGCCGUUAAAUGACCUGGUAACCAUUGCCAUAAAUUCGGGAAACAAAGAAUGGGCCUGGACGGAAGGAUGCCAGGAUGCAUUUGAACGUGUGGUGGAAGUACUCUCGUAUGCACAGGCAAUUCCAACUGCUAACCAGACAGCUAGAACUACAGCUAAAGCACUGUUCGACCGAUUUAUCGUCCAUUAUGGUUUCCCUGAAAGGUUACAUAGUGACCAAGGCAGAAAUUUUGAAUCCAACGUUAUCAAGCAUUUGUGUGAAUUGGCUGGCGUGGCGAAAUCAAGGACUACUCCAUACCACCCUAUGGGAAAUGGUAUGUGCGAAAGAUUUAACAGAACCCUUCUGCACAUGCUGGGGACGCUGGACGAUAGUCAGAAAGCCAAUUGGAAGGAAUACAUCGCACCCAUAGUGCACGCGUAUAACACGACGAAACACAGUAGCACYGGURUUUCGCCUUUUUAUCUAAUGUUUGGUCGCCACCCCAGGUUAGCCGUUGACCUWUACUUCGGGCACAAUCCUAAUGGGCGAUGUGGAAGUAAGCAAUCAAAGUUUGUCAAGGAUCUCAGUAGCCGAUUGGAGUUCGCUUAUGACCUGGCAAAAAGGAACUCCGGGGCAGCACAAUUACGACAAAAGAAAAACUACGAUCGCAAGCCGUCCACCAACAAAAUAGAGAUUGGCGACAGGGUCCUGGUGAAGAACUUCACUCCUUYCGGUAAACUGGAUAAUUACUGGGAGAGUGAUGUAUAUAUUGUCAGGGCGAAACCGAAUGCAGAGGUUCCAGUCUAUGAGGUGCAAAGAGAGGGGGGUGUAGGACGAAGUAAGACUCUUCACCGGAACCACCUAAAGCCAUGCCCAUUUGUGGCGAACCGCCCUGACCGGGACGAUCAGGUUUCCCAGGGUCACCAAAGCAGGGGCGGCGAAAGCCAUACCGAAGACCAAGCCCUACUGGACCAGGUAUCACCCAAGCCGCUUAGACGCUCAACCCGAGCUCGCAGAAAACCAAGGUGGUUAGCCCAACAAGAAUAA
Molecule: messenger RNA, 3011 nt
Organism: Exaiptasia diaphana
Lineage: Eukaryota; Metazoa; Cnidaria; Anthozoa; Actiniaria; Aiptasiidae
Exons: 2
Coding region: 285-3011 (908 amino acids)
Biological process (GO): DNA integration
Molecular function (GO): nucleic acid binding
Source: RefSeq, a predicted model, not a curated record